UUUUACGAAACUUCGUUGAGACACAUGGGUCCACUCCCUUGUCUCCUUAAACUUAAAGUAACCCAACACAAAAUUUUCUUGAAUUCUAACCCCCUUUUUAUCUUUUCUGGUUUUUCAUCUGAUCUUAUCUUAGCUUGAACCAAAAAAAAACAAGAAGUUAUUGGAAAUUUUUUUUGGUUGUCCUUGACUGAGGUGAAUUCUAUACCAUUUGAUUAAGUUGUGAUAACGAGUUGAAGGUUAUUGUUGCAAAAUUUGCCAGUUAUGUUGACUUAAUGUGAAAGCUGGUUGAAUUUUCAUUUGGGUAAGUUGUGAUCAAGCUCUUGAAUAUUUGCAUGUUGUAUUCUUGAGAAAAAGGAUAGUACAAUUUAUACGGUGAAAUUGCAGUUUAGUUAAAGGGAGGAUUUGAGUUGUAGUUUGGAAUUUGCUUAUUUUCUUGAUCUUAGUUGUAGUUUUGGUCAAACUUUAUUGAUGGUUGAUUAAGGUUUUGGAGAGGUUGUUUUUCUGCAUAGAGAAUAUUGUACUUUGGAUAACAACUUUUGAUUUUCUGGAGAUUGAUUAUCUUAGAUGUAGAUAAAUUUUGUGUAUUUUUUGGCCUAUACAAUUGUGAAAUGGCAAAUUCUGCUGAACCAUCAUCAUCUAUAAGCUUUACUUCAACUUCCAACACAUCGAAUGGUGGGUCGAUUGACAUUGGCCAAAACACAUGUGCCUGUGGUGGCACUGAGACAGGGAGUAGUUAUGAAAUCAUCAGCUUGAGUAAACUCAGUAAUAAUUUAGAGCAACUCUUGUUGGAUUCCAGUACUGAUUUUAGUGAUGCUGAGAUUGUUGUUGAGGGUGUUUCAGUUGGUGUUCAUCGUUGUAUAUUAGCUGGCAGGAGUAAUUUUUUCCGGGAUCUUUUUAGGAAAGAAAAGGGGAAUUGUGGAAAGGAAGGUAAGCCAAGUUAUUCUAUGAUCGAUAUUUUGCCUUAUGGUAAGGUUGGAUAUGAAGCUUUUCGUACUUUUUUAAGCUAUUUGUACUCGGGGAAGUUGAAGCAGUUCCCUCCAGAGGCAUCAACAUGUGUGGACCCUUUAUGUGCCCAUGAUUCUUGCAGCCCAGCUAUCAAUUUUCAUGUCGAGUUGAUGUAUGCCUCUUACGUGUUUCAGGUUCCAGAGCUAGGGUCACUUUUUCUGCGACGCCUUAUCAAUUUUGUCGGGAAGGCUCUUGUGGAAGAUGUUAUCCCAAUACUUGGAGUUGCUUUCCAUUGCCAAUUGGACGAGCUUCUCACUCAUUGCGUUGAUAGAGUAGCGCGAUCAGAUCUUGAAAGCACAUGUAUUGAGAAGGAGGUUCCCUUUAAAGUUGCAGAGAGUAUUAAGUGUUUGCGGCUGAAAUGUCAGGGUGAUGAAAGCAAGGUUCUACCCAUGGAUCCCUUGCAUGAAAAGAGAAAAAAUAGGAUAUACAGGGCAUUGGAUUCGGAUGAUGUUGAACUUGUCAAGCUUCUACUUAACGAGUCUGACAUAAGUUUAGAUGAAGCCUAUGCUCUUCAUUAUGCUGUUGCAUAUUGUGAUCCCAAGGUUGUUACAGAGGUUCUUGGACUGGGUGUUGCUAAUGUCAACCUUCGAAAUACACGUGGUUACACUGUGCUUCACAUUGCUGCCAUGCGUAAGGAACCAUCAAUUAUUGUAUCACUUUUGACUAAGGGAGCUCAUGCAUCGGAGAUUACAUUGGAUGGGCAGAGUGCUGUUAAUAUCUGUAGGAGGCUGACUAGGCCUAAGGAGUACCAUGCCAAAACCGAACAAGGCCAGGAAGCAAACAAAGAUCGGGUAUGUAUUGAUGUUUUGGAGAGAGAGAUGCGUCGCAACCCAAUGGCAGGAGAUGCCUUACCCAUGUUGGCCGAUGAUCUGCCCAUGAAACUGCUCUACCUGGAAAACAGAGUGGCAUUCGCACGGUUAUUGUUCCCUCUUGAAGCCAAACUAGCCAUGGAAAUUGCAAAUGCUGAGACAACAGCUGAAUUUGCGGACCAUUUGACAUCCAAAGGUUCAUCUGGAAACUUGAGGGAGGUUGAUCUGAAUGAGACACCCUUAAUGCAAAAAGAGAGACUCUCAAAGACAGUUGAGCUUGGCAGACGCUAUUUUCCUCAUUGCUCUCAAGUUCUGGAUAAGUUUAUGGAGGAUGACUUGCCCGACUUAUUUUUCCUUGAGAAGGGCACUCCAGAGGAACAAAAGAUCAAGAGGAGGCGAUUUAAGGAGCUCAAACAUGAUGUUCAAAGGGCAUUUAACAAAGACAAGGCUGGACUUCAUUGCUCUGGCUUGUCUUCAUCAUCAUCUUCCACCUCUUUUAAAGACGGUACAAGUAUCAAAGUCAGGAAACUAUGAUAGUAACUAGGUUUUGUCCUACAAGUUGUUUGUAAACUCAGUUUUGGAUGUAAGAAUAAUAGCCUUUGAAACACCUACCUUGUAAAACCUUCAUUAGAGUGCCUGCUCUAUCGUUGACCAUUUUCAUAGUUCAUCUUGUUAAACUUGCUUGUUUACAGUAGAAAUAAAGUUGCAUAAGAACACGAUUGUAGAAAUAUUAAUGAUGUGGAAAUGAUUCACGUAUAUGGGGAA
Molecule: messenger RNA, 2579 nt
Organism: Capsicum annuum
Lineage: Eukaryota; Viridiplantae; Streptophyta; Magnoliopsida; Solanales; Solanaceae
Product: BTB/POZ domain and ankyrin repeat-containing protein NPR1
Exons: 4
Coding region: 609-2348 (579 amino acids)
Biological process (GO): defense response to bacterium; defense response to fungus; regulation of jasmonic acid mediated signaling pathway
Cellular component (GO): nucleus
Molecular function (GO): protein binding
Source: RefSeq, a predicted model, not a curated record